This is a messenger RNA of Saccoglossus kowalevskii, 2169 nucleotides long. RefSeq names its product E3 ubiquitin-protein ligase TRIM71-like. NCBI's taxonomy places the organism in Eukaryota, Metazoa, Hemichordata, Enteropneusta, Harrimaniidae. Gene Ontology annotation, molecular function: zinc ion binding; protein binding. The record is from RefSeq and is a predicted model, not a curated record.
AUGGCUGGAGCACCUGCCACAUCGAAUUCCUUUCUCGGUGACAUUAGUGAAGAUUUCCUUAGCUGUUCAAUCUGUUUGGAGAUCUACAAGAAUCCUAAAGUUCUACCAUGUCUUCAUACAUUCUGUCAGCAAUGUUUGGUGACUUUUAAGGCUAAAUCUGGAGGUGUUUUGAAGUGUGCAACAUGCAGAAUUCAGUGUGACACUCCCAUCCAGGAACUGAAGUCCAACUUUUUCUUAUCAAGCCUACUUGACACAUACCAGCGACAGAGACAGCUGAGUACUGACCAUCCACAAGAGUGUGAGAUAUGUCAAGAGAAGACAGCAACUCACAUGUGUGUAGACUGUCCACAGUUCAAUUGCGAUGGAUGUGUUACUAUUCAUAAACGCAUAUUAGCUCUUCGUUCUCAUGAAGUGCUUACACUAGAGAAGUACAAAGAGAUAGAAUCAAAGAGUCAUCUAAAUGAGCAGUCCAAAGUUUUCUGCAGUGUCCAUAAAGACAGCCAUUUAGAAUUCUACUGUGACACAUGCCAGGUACCUGUCUGUUACAAGUGUACUAUAGUUAAACACAGAGUUCCUGAACACAGGCAGCGAGACUUACAACAGGUAGUAGAUGAGUAUAAAACACAACUGAGGAAAAUAUUAGGACAGUUACAAGUGAAAGAGAAACAAGUGGAAAAACUAAAAUCAGCUGCUGAAUCUACAAGAGAAGGUAUCCUAAAUCACUAUGAAGCAGAGAAAGUGAAAGUUGCAACAAGAGCAAAAGAAAUGAUAGAGAGAGUAAAAAGAGAAGAGAAGAUGCUGAUCGAAACCUUAGACGAAAAAGCCCGGAUGGGAUUAAAAGAUGUGGAAAUGAGUAUCAAUGAGAGAGAAUUUCACCAUGGCAACAUUGUCAGCACACAUCAUUAUCUAGAAACACUGGUGCAUCAUGGUAAUGCUGUUCAUCUACUAUCUACCAGGACUGAAACUAUGAAGCACAUGAAAGAGAUGGUUGCUAUGGAAACCAAAUCACUCAAUCGUCAUGAUAUCACUGAGUUCCAUCCAUGGAGAGAACAUGCAAUGAUGGGGGUGAUUCAAUCAGAUGUCUGUCCAUCCAAAUGUACAGUUGAAAACAUUCCGAAACAACUUCUGAAAGGUGUACCCGUCAAGCUGCUCAUCAAAACCAGAGAUUCCAAAGGAAACCAAGUCAUCCCCCGUCAAGAUGUCACAGUGAAGACAAAAAAUCCUGAUGCAUCAUGGGAAGGCAUUGAUGUUGAAGACAAUAACGAUGGGACAUUUCAUGUGACAAUAAUGAAAAAGAUGGUGGGAAUACAUCAAGUUGCCAUGACAAUAGCUAACCAACAUAUACCAGGAUCCCCAUUCCAUAUUCCUGUCAUCCAAUUGGUGGGAAAAGCAGGAAGUGAGGGUCAGCUUAGCUAUCCUUGGGGACUAACCAUAAAUAAACAUGGUGACUUUGUCACAGCUGAUAGAUGGAACAACAGAGUGACCAUUCAUGACAGUGAUGGUAAUUACAGACAAUCAUUCAGAUUUACUGAUCAGUUUGCAAAGCGAUUCAGUCCAUGUGAUGUAGCAAUAUCAGAUGAUAAUGAAUACUUUAUGUUAGAUGAUAGUAACAAACAAGUAGUAGUGAGUGAUGAAAAUGGAAAGUUAAUUAGAAAGUUUGGUAGCUCUGAAAUUGAUAACCCAUUUGGAAUUGCAAUUAAUCCUGUUAAUAAGAAUGUGUAUGUGAGUGAGUAUGAUAAAGAUUGUAUUAGAAAGUAUACCCAGAGUGGCGUGUAUAUAAAGUCAUUUGGAAGAAGUGGAAAAAAACAGAAAGAGUUCCAUAGACCAAACAUGUUAGCCACGAACAGUAAAGGAUUGGUGUAUAUACCAGAUAUGAAAAACCACCGUAUUCAGGUAUUCAAUUCUGAUGACCAGUUUAUGUUUGAAUUCUCUUCAACUGGUGGCAGCACAAUGAGUCAUCCCAGGGCAGUAGCCAUAGAUAAGAAUGAUCAUGUGUACGUUAGUAGUGAGCAUAAAGUAACUAAGCAUGACAGCAAUGGUGGGUUUAUUUGUAGGAUUGAUAGUGAGAAAGAUGGACUGAAUAGUCCCCAUGGCGUAGCAGUGUGCCAUGAUGGUAGAAUAGCUGUAGUGGACAGGGACAAUCAGUGUAUCUCAGUGUUAGAAAAGUGA